CAAACAAACCUCGGUUCUGGGGCUUCCAAACCUCGGACCGAGCAUGAGUGAGACGUCCGAAGGCUCGGGUACUUCACCAAACCCACCGAGUCCUCGGUCCAUCCUCGUCCCCAAGUCCGCUCGGUGCUUCACGUCUUGGUGCUUCCAAACCUCGGUCCCCAGGGUCCGGCCGCUUUCGCCGGAACCUCCGAACCGAACCGAACCCGACGCGGAACCCGACGCGCAGAGUGCGGUCCGUCAGCGGUGCGUCCAGACGGUUCAAGAUCCGACCCGCCCGGGGGCCGACGCGCGGAGAUGGUGAAGGUGAAGGCCUACGAGCUGCGGUCCAAGACCUCCAAGGAGUUGCUGAAGGAGCUGGAUGACAUGAAGUCCGAGCUGGCACAGCUCCGAGUGGCCAAGGUCUCCGGCGGUGCGGCCUCGAAGCUGGCGAAGAUCAAGGUGGUGCGAAAGGGUAUCGCCCGGGUCUUGACCGUCUACAACAUGAAGCAGAAGGCGGAAGCGCGAAAGCAAUACAAAGGCAAGAAGUACGUGCCCUUGGACUUGCGCCCCAAGAAGACCCGCAAGAUCCGUCAAGCUCUCAAGGCCGAGCAGAAGUAUGCGAAGACCGCCCGGACGAAGACCCGCGAGAGCAACUUCCCCAUGCGCCGCUUUGCUGUCAGCAUGUGAGAGCGGCCUUCCUGCCCGACCGAACGGACGAGAUCUUGCACCCAACAAAAAAGGGGGGGACGCGAUGUGGCGCAUGGUGGGGGGGG
This is a messenger RNA of Durusdinium trenchii, 752 nucleotides long. NCBI's taxonomy places the organism in Eukaryota, Dinophyceae, Suessiales, Symbiodiniaceae. The record is from the annotation of a GenBank genome assembly.